Molecule: messenger RNA, 4389 nt
Organism: Centropristis striata (black sea bass)
Lineage: Eukaryota; Metazoa; Chordata; Actinopteri; Perciformes; Serranidae
Gene: pik3cd
Product: phosphatidylinositol-4,5-bisphosphate 3-kinase, catalytic subunit delta
Exons: 23
Coding region: 264-3386 (1040 amino acids)
Biological process (GO): phosphatidylinositol 3-kinase/protein kinase B signal transduction; cell migration; phosphatidylinositol-3-phosphate biosynthetic process
Cellular component (GO): phosphatidylinositol 3-kinase complex; plasma membrane; cytoplasm
Molecular function (GO): 1-phosphatidylinositol-3-kinase activity; 1-phosphatidylinositol-4-phosphate 3-kinase activity
Source: RefSeq, a predicted model, not a curated record
UGAAUGACGGCGCACUUGACCGACGCAGGGGAAACACUUGGCCGCUUCACAUGAGCCGUGUGCGAGCGUCUGGAGCUGGAUUUACAACACUUCACCUCGCUGCAACUUCACGGCUACAUCCGGAGCGAACAGCCGCCAGAGCGAGACAUGUCACCGUGAUGUUACAGCCUCCAUCUUCGCUGGAAUAAAAAAAAAACAUGAAGAGAUGACCGGCUUGUAGAGCUGACAGCAGAGGAGCUGACGGUAAAUGAGAGGCCGUCACCAUGCCCCCGGGGAAGUAUGGGAUGCAGGAGGAGUGGGAGAAGGAGGGGGACCAGGAGAUCGUGAUGGAUUUCCUGCUGCCUACUGGGAUCUUACUCAAAUUCCCUGUGUCUCCAAACGACACCAUCAAAAGCAUCAAGAAAAUGGUUUGGAAAAAUGCCAGAAGCGAGGCCCUGUUCAGUGCUCUGGGCGAUCCCGACGCAUACGUCUUCACCUGCAUCAACCAGACGGCAGAGAGGGAGGAGCUGGAGGAGGAAUCGAGGCGCAUCAGCGACGUGCGGCCCUUCAUGUGUGUCCUGAGGCUGGUGGCGAGGGAGGGCGACCGAGUGGAGAAGCUCACCAACACCCAGAUCAGCCUGCUAAUUGGCAAAGGUCUCCAUGAGUUUGAGGCCCAGAAGAACCACGAGGUGAACGAGUUUCGGACAAAGAUGCGUACAUUUUGCGAAGAGAAGGCUCAGGAGCGGCACAUGUUGCCAUGGCAGCGGUGGAUGGAGUACAGUUUCCCAUGUGACCUUGAGCCCUGUUGUUCUCCACCCGAGAGUGGAAACGCCAAGUCAAAAAGCACCAAGAAGAUUUUUGUCAACGUCAAGUUUGAGGCGUGUGAUGAGAGCUUCAUGCUGCAGCAGGACCCUCACGACCUCCCGGUGGCUCUGAUGAGGAGCGCCCUGAAGAAGAAGGCCACCGUCUUUCGCUCGGUGCGGCAGGAGCCCGAGGACUACACCUUACAGAUCAACGGGAGGUGGGAGUUCAUCUACGGGAAACAUCCCAUGAGCCAGUUCAAAUACAUAUUCUCAUGUUUGAGAAAUGGUGAAAACCCUCACCUAACCAUGGUGCACCACACCACCAUCAGCAAAUAUCAGGAGGAGCAGGGCAGAAUGUGCAGCCAGGUGUACAAGAGUCGCUCCCUGUCCAGACCUCCUCCACUGCCCCUGAAGAAGCAAAACACCUCCUCUCUGUGGUCCAUCAAUGAGCCGUUCUACAUUCACCUUCUGCAGGGCAGCCGAGUCAAUGCAGAUGAAGGAAUGAAGCUUGUGGUGCAGGCCGGUCUGUUCCAUGGCAGCGAGCUCCUCUGUAAGGUGGUGACAACCUCGGAGGUGUCUGUGUCCUCCGAGCCGCUGUGGGAUCAGAAGCUGGAGUUUGACAUAAACGUGGCCGACCUGCCUCGCAUGAGCCGCCUGUGCUUCGCGCUCUAUGCUGUCAUUGAGAAAGCCAAGAAGCCCCGUGGCACUAAAAAGAAGAAUAAGAAAGCGGAUUGUCCGAUAGCCUGGGUGAACACUAUGGUGUUUGACUACAAGGACCAGCUGAAGACCGGGGAGUUCCUGCUGUCCACAUGGCCAUCUGUUCCUGAUGACAAAAGCGACCUGUUGAACCCGAUGGGAACAGUCGAGAAGAACCCCAAUGUGGACAGUGCUGCUGGGCUUCUCAUCCGCUUCCCCAACAUCCGGCCACAUCCUCUCUAUUACCCUCCACUGGACAAGGUGAGUGACAUGGAGAAAAAUGGCGACGCAGCCAUUCCCACAAAAGAAGAGUUCAUGAAACUAAAAGAAAUCAUGGACAACAAAAACUACACAGAGUUUUUCGAGGACGAGAAGGAGCUCUUGUGGAAACUCCGCACAGAAGUCCGGGACCGUUAUCAUGAAAGUCUGUCCAAGCUGCUCCUCAUCACCAAGUGGAAUCGGCGUGAGGAUGUAGUUCAGAUUGUGAGUUUACUGAGGAGUUGGCCGGACCUCCCUGCCAUCCAUGCCUUGGAGCUCUUAGACUACAGUUUUCCCGACCCAGUGGUCCGUUCUUUCACAAUCAGAUGCCUCAGGAAGCUCAGUGAUGAUGAACUGCUACAGUACUUGAUCCAGCUGGUCCAGGUCCUGAAGUACGAGUCCUACUUGGACUGUGACCUCACCACCUUCCUGCUAGAAAGGGCUCUGUCCAACUGGAGGAUUGGACACUUUCUGUUUUGGCAUCUGCGGUCGGAGAUUCACGUGGCGUCUGUGGGUCUGCGUUUCGGCCUGAUUCUGGAGGCCUACUGCAGGGGAAACAUCCACCACAUCAAGCUGUUAACCAAACAGAACGAGGCUCUGGGCAAAAUGAAGGCCCUGAGUGACUUUGUCAAGUCGGGCUCCCAGAAGAUGACAGCGGAUGUCCUGAAGCUGUGUAUCAGGCAGGAGUCGUACCUGGAGGCCCUGUCAGACCUGCUGUCACCACUCAACCCCAGCAUCAUCCUUGCUGAGAUCUGUGCAGACAAAUGCAGGUUUAUGGACUCCAAGAUGAGGCCGCUCUGGCUGAUGUAUAAGAACCCAGCUCAAGGAGACAUGGUGGGAAUCAUCUUCAAGAACGGAGAUGAUCUUCGACAAGACAUGUUGACCCUCCAGAUGAUCCAGCUCAUGGAGAAUUUAUGGAAGAAAGAAGGCCUGGACCUCAGGAUGAUCCCAUAUGGCUGCUUGUCCACCGGGAACAAGAUGGGGCUCAUUGAGGUGGUGAAGUACUCCGACACCAUCGCCAACAUCCAGCGGAACAACAGCAACAGUGCCGCCACCGCUGCCUUCAACAAGGACGCCCUGCUCAACUGGCUCAAAUCUAAGAAUCCUGGGGACAAACUUGAUCAAGCAAUAGAAGAGUUCACAGUGUCCUGUGCUGGCUACUGUGUAGCUACCUACGUCCUGGGCAUUGGAGAUCGUCACAAUGACAAUAUCAUGAUCAGGGAAACUGGACAGCUGUUCCACAUUGACUUUGGACAUUUCCUGGGCAACUUCAAGCGGAAACUGGGGAUCAACAGGGAGCGUGUGCCUUUCAUCCUGACUUAUGACUUUGUCCAUGUGAUCCAACAAGGAAGGACGAACAACAGCGAAAAGUUUGAGAGGUUCAGGGAGUACUGCGAGCGGGCCUAUAAGAUCCUGUGUCGGAAUGGAAUGCUGUUCGUCAAUCUCUUUGCUAUGAUGAAGGCAGCAGGACUGCCAGAGCUCACCUCCUUUAAAGACAUCCAGUAUCUAAAGGACUCUUUAGCUUUGGGCAAAUCGGAGGAAGAAGCACUGAAGAAUUUCAAAGUAAAGUUCAACGAAGCUCUGAGGGAAAGCUGGAAGACGAAGGUCAACUGGAUGAUGCACUCCUUGGCCAAAGAUAAUAGACCGUGAAGAGCACUGCACCAAGGAAACCUGAAGACACACCAAAAAUUAUGGAUUUUAACUUAUGGAGAUAAAAGGGAAGAAAACACAAACAAAUAUUUUGCUUAGCAGAUGGCAGUCAAAGACGCUCAGCAUAUGUUAACAUCUGACGGGCCUGUUUGUGGUAAAUAACGACUAAAUGGAAGAUGAUACGACCAUGGAGCAUAAUCUCAAUACAUGAAGACAAUGAAUCCAUCCAUCACACUCAUCUUUCUCACCAUCAAACAUGAGAAUGCCUUUGACUUGUGAACAUGCCUUUUAAUGUGUUAAAAUAGCUACUUGAAAACUACCUGCUCUUGCAAAAAUUUCCCGAAACAGACGCAAAGACUGAAAGUUCAUCUCACCCGUGGCAUCGCUCAGCAGGGAGCAAACUGCAACAACAAACUUUAUUACUUCACAUCUUUACACUCACACCAGUCAGAGUUCAAUAACAGAGCGCCAGUUUCAUUCCUCGUCUUUUGUACAGUUUACUGCGAUCGAUGGUUGUUUCAUUUUCUCACAUUUCAACUGCCUCUUUGCAAUUUUGUCUUUUAUUUUAUUGUAUUAUUUUAUUUAAUUCGGUAGCACUGAAGUACUUGUACAAAGUCAUGAAGGAUAUUUUAAAGAUAUGUUUUACUGCUGUAUUGUUGUGUAAUAUUGCCAUGAAGUGCAGUACGUUGCCUUUGGAGUGCCAGUAGACAGGAAGCAUUGUAAUAUUUACACUUUAUUGUAAGAUGAGAAAAUAACUUUAAAUGGGACCUUUAUUUUGAUAACAUCCCCAGUGUCAGUAACCCAGCAGAAACAGCUAUUACACAUUAAAAUAAAUAGUUUGGCAUUUUGGUAAAUACACUCAUUUACUGUCUUGCUGAGCAUAAGCUAGUUGUCUCCUGGCUCCAGCUUCAUUUUUAGCAGAUAUGAGAGAGGUGUUGCUUGUACUUACAGUCAUGGAAAAAUUAUUAGACCAACCUUUUUCUUCAAUUUCUUGUUCAUUUUA